Molecule: messenger RNA, 2137 nt
Organism: Arachis duranensis
Lineage: Eukaryota; Viridiplantae; Streptophyta; Magnoliopsida; Fabales; Fabaceae
Product: tRNase Z TRZ1
Exons: 9
Coding region: 440-1312 (290 amino acids)
Source: RefSeq, a predicted model, not a curated record
UGUUUCACAAAAAUAUCCAAUCGUUAAAUUUAGUGUUGACUCUUUUGUACAAUUCCCAAAUGGCCAAAUUGCCCUUUUUUAUUAUUAUCUUCUCCAUCUCAACUCUUCAACUACUUUCCAGAAUCAAAUUCAAAACCAAAAUAAAAAAAUCCAGGAUAAACAGCAGAGCAGGGUUGAGACUUCUCCCUUUUCACCCCUUCCCAGACCAAAAUCUGUUCCAGAGAGCCAUCUCCCCCUUUUCUCUUCUCUCUCUAUUACCUGCUAUUGUUCUCUCUGGUGGCGUUGUCGUUAUUCGUGGCCGCGCAUCUCAUCUUUCCGGUCCCAAGGGAAGACCGCCGUUGAGUGGUGGUGGCAUAGCCACGAUCAGAAGUUCGCGACGGAACCCACAAGAUCCGAGAUCUUCACCUUUCCCCAUUGCUGCUCCAUCAAGUUAUUAUUUAUGGAGGCGAAAAGUGAGCAGCCAAAUUCUUCAAAGAAAGCAAAGGAUCUGAAUAUUGAGGGAUACCCAGUUGGGGGUCUUUCCAUUGGAGGCCAUGAAACUUGCAUCAUGUUUCCCACUCUUAAAGUAGCUUUCGACAUUGGUCGCUGCCCACCUCGUGCCGUUUCCCAAGACUUUCUGUUGAUCUCCCAUGCGCACAUGGAUCACAUAGGAGGACUACCGAUGUAUGUUGCCACACGUGGCCUGUACCGUAUGAAGCCACCAACAAUUAUUGUACCAAUUUCAGUAAAAGAUGACGUAGAGAAACUCUUUGAAGUCCAUAGGAAAAUGGACCAUUCAGAGCUCAAGCACAACUUGAUUGGGUUAGAUGUAGGAGAGGAGUUUUAUUUGAGAAAAGAUCUCAAAGUAAAAGCAUUUCGGACUUACCAUGUUAUACCCAGCCAGGGUUAUAUACUGUACUAUGUAAGGCAGAAACUUAAACCAGAAUACAUUGGUCUUUCCGGAAAUGAAAUCAAGAAUUUGAAGUCUUCUGGUGUGGAGAUAACAUACACUUUGACAGAACCUGAGAUCGCAUUCACGGGAGACACCAUGUCAGAUUUCAUAGUUGAUGAAAAUAACACUGAUGUUUUGCGGGCUAGAAUUCUUGUCAUAGAGUGUACCUUCGUGAACAAUUCAAUCACUGUGGAGCAUGCCAAAGAUUAUGGACAUACACAUCUGUCGGAGAUAAUUGGUUAUGCAGAACGGUUUAAGAACAGAGCAAUCCUCUUGAUUCACUUUUCAGCACGUUACACCGUGGAGGAAAUUGAAGAAGCUGUAACUGGUUUGCCACCCCCUCUAGCUGGUCGAACUUUUGCACUUACCGAAGGUUUCUGACAAGAAGUUGGGAGUUUGGUUCAAUACACGAGUGACCAAUGUGGCCACAAGAUUGUUGUUUAGGCGUUAACUGCUUUGGAAUCUUAGCGGAAAUUGCAACCUUUACUAUGUAUACCAUUUUAACCCCAAUUUUCGCAUCACGCCACAUCCACAACCACCAUUGUAGGUGCAAUUUAAAACCAUCCAGCCGCUUUUUUAGCAAGUGGUCAUAGGCAAACUGCACAUUGUCAUUGAUGGAAAAUGACGAGCAGUGAGCAAAUUAGGCUGUGCAGGGAGCACAAAUUUUUAAAAGGUACCCUCACACUACGACACAAAAUAUAUGUAUUUAGCAUUUGGUUAUAGAUAUUAAACCUAAAACACUGAUUUUUAUUACAAUUUUAUCCUUUAAAAAUUUUACUUUUUAAUCUUAUUAAUUUUAUCGCUAAUGUUAUAAAGGUUGGGUAAUGGUGGUAGCAAAGACUAAAGGCUUGAGAUGGGUUAAGAAGUUAAAAAGUUGAAGAUGAUAAAAAAAAAAUAAUUUGAAAAAUAUUUAAUGAAGUCAAUUCUAAAAUUAACCAUUCAGUACUUCGGUCAAAUGAAGUUUAUUUUUUAUAGAUACGGUUUAUAUCAUGAUCCAAAAUUAUGGUCCAAAUAAAUAUUCACCUCAACAGGAAAUCCUGAAAAAGUAUAAUAGAUACACGCAAAUUGUGCUAGUUAACCACAUGGGUUGAUCUAACCGACUUACUUGAGGCAUGGGUUUCAUGAACCAUAUUCGACCUGACUUGCAUGGCAAAUAAGAUUUUGUCAACCCUAUCCCAUAUAUUUGUAUUUAAUUCAUUUAUUACU